Messenger RNA from Glossina fuscipes, 1667 nucleotides. RefSeq names its product dual specificity protein phosphatase 18. Gene Ontology annotation, molecular function: protein tyrosine/serine/threonine phosphatase activity. Gene Ontology annotation, biological process: protein dephosphorylation. Lineage: Eukaryota; Metazoa; Arthropoda; Insecta; Diptera; Glossinidae. Gene Ontology annotation, cellular component: cytoplasm. The transcript is spliced from 2 exons. The coding region runs from base 886 to 1563 and encodes 225 amino acids. The record is from RefSeq and is a predicted model, not a curated record.
GAGGAGAGCUACGAUACAGUAAACAAGUAAGAAAAUGUUUUCCAUUUUGACUUAAAUUUGUGAGUACCCGACAAGUUACUACAAAGUGUAAUCGGCCAGCCACUCGGGGAAGUCUUCUCUGUAAAGAGUAUAAAUAGAAUGAUGGUCAGGUAGAAGGAAGUGGCGAAUGGGAGCGAGUGAGGCCGCAGUCUGGGAGAUAUUUGACCGAUCGGUAAGUGCCAUGCUUCUAUUUGCUUGAGCAUUCGUUACAACUGCAACCAUAGGCCAAACAUAUAAUUUAAGUAUGUCCUACCGCAAUCGGAACGCAAUUCGGUUCUGCUGAUUUGAUAGUCGAUCGUCUUAUCUGCCAACCCAUUGAUUAAUUAGGAAUCUGUGGAAUGGUGUGCAUUAAAUGUUGAAAUUAAUAUAAAUAAAUAAAUUUUGAUUAACAGGUUGAUGAGAGGUGAUAUCCCAUCUGCCACCUACCACCUAUCACUUGCCACCUGCCACCUGCCACCCCAUAACCACAGCGUGAGCAGCGGCAAAGCAUCAAUUACGUGCAUAAGUGUUCUAACUGUGGGCAGCGCAUUCUAUGUCAGUUGCUAUAAUUCACCACCAAUACCACCAUAUUUCACCCACUGACUGUAACUCAGUUCACCACAACAUAUUCAUAGUACACAUAGAAUUUUAUAUAGGUACGUAGACGUAAAGUUUUGUAGUUUUUCUAAUAAUGUCAGUCAGUAUCAAUACUCAGAGUCGAAAAGACGCAAAUCACAAAAAAUUGAAUAAAUAAAAUUAAUUUGAAAAAGGACCACUAUACCGACGAACGAGAAUUGGACACGAGAAACAGCAAAUCUGGGAAAGGGCAGCAAUCUGCUCGGCAGCGCGACAAAUUCUUAUAGUGAAAUGAAAGUUUCGGAAACAAGCAACUAUCAGAUGUCAACCCAAACCAAUCAAUUAGUUCCUGAUGGCAAUCAGCAAAGUUUUCGAGUCUCUACUGUACAAAUACCAGGGAUUUCGCAAUUAUUACCAUCUUUGUAUCUUUGCGGCGCCAGUGUUAUCUCGGGAAAAGCUCUCGAACACCUAGCUAUCAGUUUUGUUAUAAACAUCGCACCAGAGCUACCGGACACACCUCUUCCUCAUUCUAAUUUUAAUUGUCGUGUUUUAUAUUUACGCAUUAAUGCUUUUGAUCUACCGAACGCCAAUCUUUCCGUUCAUUUUGACGAGGUAACGGAUAUGAUUGAAACAGUCCGUCAAACUGGAGGAAGAACUUUAGUUCACUGCGUGGCUGGUGUUAGCCGUUCAACUACAUUUUGUUUAGCUUAUCUGAUCAAGUAUGCCGGCAUGAAUCUACGUGAGGCAUUUUUUCAUACUAAAGCCAUACGCCCUCAAAUACGACCGAAUUUGGGAUUUUUUCAACAAUUGCGCGCAUACGAACAACAUUUACAUGGUGUUGUAUCGAUAAAUAUGGUCUACUACGAGUGUAUACGGUGCAAAAUUCCGGAUGUUUAUGAAACUGAAUACAGAGCCAUGGAAGAUUUUUAUCAGAAGCAAAAAAAAUUCAAACGUUUACAUAGAUAUUAAUUAUAAUAAUGACGUACGUGUUUAUAUAGAAGAACGGCCUCACCACGAUUGAAUAUUUUAUAUAUAUCUUUUUACCUGAACACAUGUAUAUUAUGUAUGCAGAC